Messenger RNA from Vidua chalybeata, 5111 nucleotides. It is a transcript of the gene ACSL6, whose product is annotated as acyl-CoA synthetase long chain family member 6. Gene Ontology annotation, molecular function: arachidonate-CoA ligase activity. Gene Ontology annotation, biological process: long-chain fatty-acyl-CoA biosynthetic process; long-chain fatty acid metabolic process; very long-chain fatty acid metabolic process. Lineage: Eukaryota; Metazoa; Chordata; Aves; Passeriformes; Viduidae. Bases 66 to 2237 code for a protein of 723 amino acids. The record is from RefSeq and is a predicted model, not a curated record. Gene Ontology annotation, cellular component: membrane; endoplasmic reticulum. The transcript has 21 exons.
GGCCGGCGGGGUGCGCAGUGCGCGCCGCAGUGCGCGGAGCGGGGCGCAGGGGCCGCGCCGCAGGGAUGCUCGCCCCGCUCCUGGGCUCCGCGGGCUCCGGCUGGCUGCUGCUGGAGUUUGCAGUUUCGCUGGUGGAGAAGAUGCAGGCUCAGGAAAUCCUGCGGAGCCUGCGGCUCCCCGAGUUUGAUGACCUCAGCCAGUUCUUCCGCAACCUGCCGGCCACGGCGCUGGUGGGCAUCGGUGCCUUCGCGGCUGUUGUCGCCUACUGGUUUGCCAGCCGGCCCAGGGCCGUGAAGCCGCCCUGUGACCUGCGCAUGCAGUCGGAAGAAGUUGAGGGCCUGGCCGGGGCGCGCCGCUCGGUGAUCGGGGACAGCCCACAGUUGCUGACACACUACUACGAUGAUGCCAGGACCAUGUACGAGGUCUUCAGGAGGGGAUUCAGCAUCUCUGAGAAUGGCCCCUGCCUGGGGUUCAGGAAGCCCAAGCAGCCCUACCAGUGGCUGUCCUACAAGGAGGUGGCUGAAAGAGCAGAAGCUCUGGGUUCAGGCCUUUUGCAGCAGGGCUGCAAGCCAUCCACAAAGCAGUUCAUUGGCGUCUUUGCUCAAAACCGGCCAGAGUGGAUCAUCUCUGAGCUGGCUUGCUACACCUAUUCCAUGGUGGUGGUUCCCCUGUAUGACACUUUAGGUCCUGGAGCCAUUCGGUACAUUGUCAACACAGCUGACAUUUCCACAGUCAUUUGUGACAAGCCUGAAAAAGCCAGGAUACUCCUUGACCAUGUGGAGAGGAGAGAAACACCAGGCCUGAGGUCUAUCAUCCUGAUGGACCCAUUUGAGAAGGAGCUGGCAGAGAGAGGGAAGCGCUGUGGGGUUCGCAUCCAGACCAUGCAGGAGGUGGAGGACUGUGGCCGUGAGAAUCGACAUGUGCCUGUGCCUCCUCGACCAGAAGAUCUGUCAAUUGUCUGUUUUACUAGUGGCACUACAGGAAAUCCCAAAGGUGCUAUGCUGACCCAUGGAAACGUGGUGGCGGAUUUUUCAGGCUUUUUGAAAGUGACGGAGAAAGUGAUCUUUCCGAGACAGGACGAUGUGCUCAUCUCCUUCCUGCCUCUGGCUCACAUGUUUGAAAGAGUUAUACAGUCUGUAGUAUACUGCCACGGAGGGCGAAUUGGCUUCUUCCAAGGAGAUAUUCGCCUCCUGUCCGAUGAUAUGAAGGCACUGCGGCCAACCAUCUUCCCCGUGGUGCCACGGCUGCUGAACAGAAUGUAUGACAAGAUCUUCAGCCAGGCUGACACAUCCCUCAAGCGCUGGAUCCUGGAAUUUGCGGCGAGACGGAAAAAGGCUGAAGUUCGAAACGGCAUCAUUAGAAACGACAGUUUGUGGGAUAAGCUUUUCUUUAAUAAAAUACAGGCAAGUCUUGGGGGCUGUGUCCGCAUGAUAGUGACCGGCGCUGCCCCUGCGUCCCCCACUGUCCUGGGCUUCCUCCGCGCGGCCCUCGGAUGCCAGGUUUAUGAAGGUUAUGGCCAAACAGAAUGCACAGCUGGAUGCACCUUUACAACUCCAGGUGACUGGACAUCAGGUCAUGUAGGAGCCCCUUUGCCCUGUAACUUAAUCAGAUUGAAGGAUGUGGAAGAACUGAAUUAUUUUGCUUCCAAAGGAGAAGGAGAGAUCUGUGUGAAAGGACCCAAUGUGUUUAAAGGUUACUUGAAAGAUGAAGAGAGGACAGCUGAGGCACUGGACCAGGAGGGCUGGCUUCACACAGGAGACAUUGGAAAAUGGUUACCUAAUGGGACCCUUAAAAUUAUUGAUCGGAAAAAGCAUAUAUUUAAACUUGCUCAGGGAGAAUAUAUUGCACCGGAGAAGAUAGAGAAUAUCUACAUCCGCAGUGACCCUGUUGCUCAGAUCUAUGUCCAUGGAGACAGCCUGCAGGCCUUCCUGGUGGGAAUUGUGGUGCCCGAUUCCGAAGUCAUGCCAGGUUGGGCAAAGAAAAGAGGGUUUGAAGGAACCUAUGCAGAACUCUGUAAAAAUAAGGAACUGCAGCAAGCGAUAAUGGAAGACAUGGUACGGUUAGGGAAGGAGAGUGGGCUUCACUCCUUUGAGCAGGUCAAAGCCAUUUAUAUUCACUCUGAUAUGUUCUCGGUGCAAAACGGUUUGUUGACACCAACAUUAAAGGCUAAGAGACCAGAACUGAGAGAUUACUUCAAAAAACAAAUAGAAGAGCUAUAUUCAAGCAUCUCCAUCUGAAAUCAUGGGAAGAAUCUUCUGAGUAAUGGACUUCAUAGCAAUAUUAGAAUAAUACUCAAAAACUACAGAGCCAGAACGACACUGCUGAAAUGGAUAAGCAUCUGAAUCUUACAUUUGAGCCUUUCAUUUUUCUAGCAUUUCAUCACUAACCAUAUUUUCCCUUCUUUUUGCCAUCAGGUGUGAUACAAUUUCUUUUUUACUCUAGGUACACAGUAAGGCACUACUAAAAGCUAUACUAAAUUGCCACAAAAUAUGCAGAAAUUUCAAUCUAUGACCGCGUAAAUUAUGGAAGCAUAUCUUAUAAAUAACUACAAACAUUUCUAGUUAAAAUAGGGAAAAUUUCAGGUAUGUCUGUUGAUAUUUGAUUGUAUACAACCUAAUAUAUUAGAAACUAAAUUAAUAAGUAAUUCAAUAAUGUGGUCUACCUCAAAUAAUCAGUGACUGAUGGUGAAAGUAAAAGUCUAUUUUCUCUGAUGUGGAACUUCAAGCUGGAUAUUGGUUUAUAUAGUAAGUGAUAGUUUUUUAUAUUUUUCAGGACAUAAAUGACAUUGAUUUGAUUUAAUCAUUGAUUACUUAACAAUCAGAACAGAAAUAGGAAGGAAUUUCCCACUAUCUGUACUUAAUAGACCUAUUAGUACAUUACAUCUAAUGGAUUAAUGUUACCUGGAAAUGACAAGAACAGGGUAGGAAGCAAUAGCACAGAAUUCCCUCUAUUUCCUUUUCAUCCAAGCACAGUUUAUCUAUGGUAUGCAGAUUCUGCAUUAGGGCUCCUUCAGUCCAGUGCACUCACGGACAUCUGAACUGCUCAAACGGAGAAGGUUGCAAAAGCAUCACUGGCUCUGUGGUGAUUUUAGGUGGGAGUUCACGAUAAUCCAUAUGCUCCCAAUCCCUAAUUUAUUACUUCACAUGCUGCUAAUACUGUGUAGUCCAGCUGGACUAACUCCCUUUCAGAAACAGUGCUAAAGAAAUGGAGCACAAGGAAUAAGCUGUGAUUCUGGAUGGGGCUUAGUAAAAUGGAAAGGUUUGGGAAAAUGCCAGCCUGAGAUGCAGCAGUGGAGGGCAUCCUUUGUCUGGCUAUGGAAGGGGAAGGAAUACUGCCCCAAAAGACUCCUGGGGAUGGGCUAAAGGCUGUGUUAGCCAUCGCUGUGCAAGUGUCACCGUAUGGCAGAACAGUGGACGUGGUGGCAGAAAGGCCUGUCAUGGGAACAUCUUUACGGUCAGACAUCUGGAAGCAUCAAAUCCCAUUGGCAUCACCUCCAAUGGCCUCUCUGGAACAACCAGCAAGUUGUCUGGAUAAAACCUUACAUUUCGGUGGUCAUCAGAAAGCGGAUAAGUCUCACAGGGAGUAGGAACAGACUCUAGAGCUCCCUCUUGGUACAAAGCACAGUACAAGGCAAAGAGAAAACUGUCACGUCAAGUUGCUUGAAUACUUGGAUGUCGAUAGCUUCUUCUGCUAAACAGGGUCCUAAAUUAUCUGUGUAUUUUACUAGCUGAUGUUUGUUGCACCAGUACAUGCUAGCAUGGAGCUGUGCCUGCUAGAUCUUUGCUAGGACAGUGGAAGCAUACUGAUUUUCUCUCUUAAAGUGGAAUCCGCUGUAGACUUCUGAAGCUAAAAGUUUAAAUUUUUAAUCUAAACAAUAUCUUAUUUUCGCUCUGAAGUUCUGUUGCAUGCUUCCAAGUGAAAUAAAUUGAAUUAAUAAGUUAAGUGUUUUACAAAGACUGAUUUAUUGCAGUGAUUUAAGAAUAAAAUGAUACAUAGGAAACCAUAUCAGUAACGUAAUGACUCAAAGAAUGUGACAGUUUGAUUUAUCAAAUGUGUGUUUGUCUGAAUCCCUUUAUGCAUCUGAUUCCUCAUUUGAUUUCAGUGCAGUGACUCAUAUCAGUCCAAAGCAAGUAAAGAAAUAUCUGAGAUCUGAUGGGAUCACCAUUUUUCACCAAUGUACGCAGCAAUAGCAUUCCUGGGGAAUUUGUGUGUGCCACGUCAAUAGACGAUAGGGAUUAUUGCAUAAAAUCUGGCUCUUUAGGUCAAGUCAUAAAGGAUUUUUAUCUCAGUGGAGUUUAGUUCAUAUCCUUUUUGUAUCAGCCAAAAGACAGUCAUUACAUACACAACCUUCCAAGCAAUGGAGAAUUAAAUUCAGUACAAUUUCCUGUCUGUUUUAAUGCAAUAGUUUUAAAAUAAAAAAACCCAAACCCUAGUCACCUAAGAAGUAAAGAAAAGCUAUUUUUCACUGAGUUUUUUUUGCCAUUUGAAUUUGAUUUACUUUUCUCUUAAGGUGAUUUCAGGUUUUUUGAGACAAGUAAACUCUGUAUAAGUCCAGAAGAUCCCAAUAUGAGUUUAUUUACAGCUUAGAUGGCUGUUAUUUUUACGUAUAUGACCCUGAAUAAUAUAUCUAUAUUUUUUUUGAUAUUUGAUGCAAAAUAUCAGAUGCACUAGAGCAAAAUAUAUGAACAACAAAAUAAUAAGAAAGAAAAGCAGAUGUGGCCACACUGGAUGAUGCAAAAUCUGAGAUGGGUUUUGACACACCAAAAGUGUGAAUGCUUUCAGAACUUGUGAAAAAUUAUAUAAAUAAACUAAAAGCUCUCUUUUAUACUUGUAUAAUCAGAUUUUCCUCUUCAGGUCACUCUCUCACAACAAUCAUAACGAUAUAAGAGAUUAACACUUGAAAAACAGACGUGCAUAAGGCAUGAGCUAGGCUCAAUCCUGCUUCUCUUCAAAUUCCAGGCAUAUUUAUUUUGUACUGAGCUUUCUUAAACUGAAACAUUUGUGACCACCAAGGAAAAAUCCCCAGGGCUGUCCAAGAAUCAGUUGGUUUUUUUUUUUGGUUUUUUUUUUUGUUUUUUUUUUGUUUUUUUUUGGUUGGUUGGUUGGUUUUU